AUGGCGCUUCCCAAGCGUAUCGUGAAGGAGACGGAGCGCCUGAUGGCCGAGCCGGUCCCCGGCAUCAGCGCGGUUCCGCACGAGGACAACCUCCGCUACUUUGAUGUGACCGUUCACGGUCCCUCGCAGUCGCCCUACGAAGGCGGCGUCUUCAAGCUCGAGCUAUUCCUUCCUGACGACUACCCCAUGACCCCGCCGAAGGUGCGCUUCCUGACCAAAAUCUACCACCCCAAUAUCGACAAGCUGGGCCGUAUCUGCCUUGACGUGCUGAAGAGCAACUGGUCUCCGGCUCUUCAGAUCCGAACCAUCCUGCUUUCUAUUCAAGCCCUGCUUGGUGCGCCCAACCCUGACGAUCCGCUUGCCAACGACGUUGCCCAGCGCUGGAAGGAGGACCAGAACGCUGCCAUCGCCACUGCCCGCGAAUGGACCGAGACUUAUGCCAAGGCCCCGCAAUGA
This is a messenger RNA of Lasiodiplodia theobromae, 456 nucleotides long. RefSeq names its product Ubiquitin conjugating enzyme. Gene Ontology annotation, biological process: DNA damage tolerance; protein K63-linked ubiquitination. The record is from RefSeq and is a predicted model, not a curated record. Gene Ontology annotation, cellular component: nucleus. The transcript has 4 exons. NCBI's taxonomy places the organism in Eukaryota, Fungi, Ascomycota, Dothideomycetes, Botryosphaeriales, Botryosphaeriaceae. The coding region runs from base 1 to 456 and encodes 151 amino acids. Gene Ontology annotation, molecular function: ubiquitin conjugating enzyme activity.